Messenger RNA from Lingula anatina, 1128 nucleotides. Its product is annotated as intraflagellar transport protein 27 homolog. Lineage: Eukaryota; Metazoa; Brachiopoda; Lingulata; Lingulida; Lingulidae. Gene Ontology annotation, molecular function: GTP binding; GTPase activity. The record is from RefSeq and is a predicted model, not a curated record.
CCUGUAAAUAGCUUGUUUUCAUUCAGCAAGUUCUUGACAGCGGUAGUCGACAGGGAUAAGUUGUAAAAUUAUGACUAAAGCAUAACCACAAUUAUGCCGACAAUAUUAAGAGCAAAGUGUAUAGUAGUUGGUGACUCUACUGUUGGCAAGAGCGCUUUAACACAAGUCUUUCACAGUGAUGGGACACAUUAUCCUAAAAAUUACACACUGACAGCAGGGGUAGAAUUGUUGGUCAAAGCGGUUAACAUUCCAGAUUCUAAUGACUGUGUGGAGCUCUAUAUUUAUGAUUCUGCGGGGAAGGAAAUAUUCUAUGAGAUUGUACAGAAGCAUUGGGACCAUCCAUCAGUUGUAAUGUUGGUGUAUGAUGUCACUAGUGAGACUUCAUUUGAUAGCUGUGCUAAAUGGCUGGAGAGAGUGAGAUCUCAAAAACCUGAAAUGCAAUUUCCAGGAGUUUUGGUAGCAAAUAAGAUUGACCUGGACCAGAGGAGGGUUAUCAGCCCCAAGGCAGGCAAAGAUUUUGCACAAUCAAAUGGACUGGAGUAUUUUGAAGUUUCAGCAAAAGAGAUGCAGCAGGUGGAGGCUCCAUUCUAUUUCCUGGCUAAUGAAUUCCACAAAAUGUAUAAAGAAAGGCUGGAGCAAUUUAAGACAUUAGCCUGAUGACAAAUUGAGAAAAUUUCAUUACAGAUUAAUUAUAUGUGAGCCGUAAAUUUUUUUGUCAUUAUGAAGUGAGGACAAAGUCUGGUUUCAGUUAUUGCAUUCUUUUGAAUCAAUUUAUUUUGAUUUGUACUUUAAAUGUUCAACCUGGCCAUAAAGUUUCUGAAUAUUGUUCAAACAUAAAGUGCUUUUAGUUUGUUGAGGACAUAUACACUGGAACUGUAUCAUGAUGCACAAUGGACUUUCUCUAUACUCAGUAUCAAUGCCCUGGGAUCAGCAGACUUGGGCAAAUGGCAUACUGCAAAAGGAAAGUCACUCUAUUCCUAGACAGUAUAAUUUGUUGUUAACUUUAUGUUGCUGAAUGCAUUUUUUUUUAUCUUAAACUGAUCCCGUCCAAGUUUUUAUACAGAAGUUUUAAGUAGUGCGUGUAAUAUGAGUAUAUUAACAAUUCCAAAAUAAAUUAUUUUAUAACAG